Torulaspora delbrueckii is the source of this 918-nucleotide messenger RNA. Its product is annotated as SEC14 family lipid-binding protein. Lineage: Eukaryota; Fungi; Ascomycota; Saccharomycetes; Saccharomycetales; Saccharomycetaceae. Bases 1 to 918 code for a protein of 305 amino acids. The transcript has 2 exons. The record is from RefSeq and is a predicted model, not a curated record.
AUGGCUACCCCUGAAGAGCAGAAGAUUUUAAGCACAUACCCUCAAGUUUGUGAGCCAGGGUCGGUAUCGGGCUGUCCCGGUAAUGUCGACGAGGCACAGAAGAAAGCCAUGCUUCAACUAAGAGAGGAAUUGACCAAGGCAGGUUUCGUACAACGUCUUGAUGAUUCCACUCUUCUGCGUUUCCUGAGGGCUAGAAAGUUUGAUGUGGCAUUGGCCAAGGAGAUGUACGAGGCGUGUGAGAAGUGGAGAAAGGAAUACGGUACUGAUACCAUCUUGGAAGAUUUUCAUUACGAGGAAAAACCGUUGGUUGCUAAAUACUACCCUCAAUACUAUCACAAGACUGACAAGGACGGACGUCCCGUGUAUUUCGAAGAGUUGGGUGCGGUUAAUUUGACUGAGAUGUACAAGAUCACUACUCAAGAGCGUAUGUUGAAGAAUUUGGUCUGGGAAUACGAGUCUUUCGUGAAAUACAGAUUACCAGCUUGUUCCAGAUACUGCGGUCACUUAGUUGAAACUUCCUGUACCAUCAUGGAUUUGAAAGGUAUCUCCGUUUCCAGCGCUUACCAAGUGCUGUCUUAUGUUAGGGAAGCCUCGUAUGUGGGCCAAAACUACUACCCAGAACGUAUGGGUAAAUUUUAUUUGAUCAAUGCUCCAUUUGGAUUCUCUACUGCGUUCAAGUUGUUCAAACCAUUUUUGGACCCUGUUACAGUAUCCAAGAUUUUUAUCUUGGGAUCUUCUUACAAGAAGGAUCUUCUAAAGCAAAUUCCCGCUGAGAACUUGCCAGUCAAGUUCGGUGGUAAGUCUGAAGUUAGCGAAGCAGACGGUGGAUUAUACCUUUCCGACAUUGGUCCUUGGAGAGACCCUAAAUAUAUAGGCCCAGAAGGUGAAGCUCCACAGGUUUUCUCCACCAAGAAAUAG